This is a messenger RNA of Racocetra persica, 700 nucleotides long. NCBI's taxonomy places the organism in Eukaryota, Fungi, Glomeromycota, Glomeromycetes, Diversisporales, Gigasporaceae. The record is from the annotation of a GenBank genome assembly.
AUGAAAGCUCUCAAUUUUCUCUUCCCUAUCUUGAUCGUCUUUACUGUUGUUCAUGCAACUGAAGAAAAUUUUGAUGAAAUAAACCUUACAUGUGAAAAUCUUUUCAAUGUAUCCUCUUGCAGUGAUUGUCAAGAACUAAUCUUUCAUGAUAUUGAACAAGAUGAAAAUGAUUGCCCAGCACCCAUUAGACUUGUUAAUGAAAUUUUCAAAGAAAUUAUAGAAUCUGGUAAAGAAAAGGUUGACUUCUAUGAUACUAUUUAUUUCAAGAAAGGAUUAGAAAGUUAUUGUGAUCAUCCAUUCAUUUGUGAUCCUCAAACCGCUGAAAAAUAUUGGACAAAUAUUGAACAUGUUUGUGCUAAAGAAUUGAGUUAUAAAAUAGAUUGGAGCGAUGAUCUUAAAAAAAUGGAUGGAACUUCACUUCUGAUCUUUGGCACUUUAUUGAGUUAUUAUCUGGGAAUUCCUGCAAACCACGCAUAUUGUUAUAAGUCUUCAAACUCUGAUGAAUUUUGCAUGCCUGAAAUUUACGAGAACGUUGCAGAGUAUGUUAAGAAAGCUACUGAUGAAGAUCCGAAUCCUAAUUUUUCCUUGGAUUAUAAAUAUGUUUUCAAGAGUGAUGGUACUAAAAUACCCAUUCCUAAGAAGCUUUACUGUGGUGAAGAAUCUGCUGAUGAUAAACGAGAUGUUGUCAGACGAACAUCAG